GUCCCCACCCGGCAAUGCGACUGCGCAUGCGUGCAUCCCUGCUGUGGAUUUCCGGUGACGAGCAGGCGGAGAAGCAGGCGCCGGAAGUGCAGGGGAACCUAGCAACCGGAGCGGUAUUAAAGCAAUGUCUGAAGUCAAAGGAGAUGCUGAUGGACCAAAUGCAGCAGCAACUGUGUCCGAAGUGGAGGGAGGGCCUUGUGGAAAUAAAGAUGUGCCAAUUAAGCAGAAUGGGUGCUUGCUGGGGCCUUAUGUCACAAUUGGAGCAACUGUUCCUACUGGCUUUGAGAAAACUGCUGCUGAUGAAGUCCAAGAGAAAAUUGGAUCUGAGUCCAGAAUUAGCAAGGAUCGAGGAAGAAUCUAUUUUGAGGUUUCCACGGAUAAUCUUUUUCAGGUUCAUCUUUUGAGGUCUGUUGAUAACUUAUUUGUUGUUGUGCAGGAGUUUCCUCAUUACCAGUUUAACAAAUCCAAGGAAAGUAUACUGGAAGACUUCAGGCAGUUGGCUGGCCAACUUCCCUGGGCAAAUCCCCUUGAAGUAUGGGAACUGAACAACAGUCUCAAGAAGAGGAAGUUCCAGCGCAGGAAAGCCAAUCAAGAAAUUAGCCCAGCUUCAGGAACACCACAUGAGAUUGACAAAAAUAGUGUACCCAUGACCUGUGCCCAUUUAGCUUCUGGAGAUCAGCUGCACAAUGGAACAGUGUUGUGUGUCUCUGAAUCUGGGCCAAGUGGCGAUCAACUCUUCGAAAUCAAGGAGUCCACCAAUGAUGUGGUCACUAAUCAGGUUUCACUUGAGGGACAUCUGAGUGACAGAAAUGAAAAUGAAGAGAAGGGCUGCAAACUACUUAAAUUUCGAGUUACCUGCAAUAGAGCUGGGGAGAAACAUACCUUUACUUCAAUGGAGGCAGCUAGAGAGUUUGGAGGCGCUGUACAGGAUCUGUUCAAGUGGAAGGCAGAUAUGACCAAAUUUGAUAUAGAGAUCCUACUCAAUAUUCAUGAUACUGAAGUAGUGAUUGGUAUAGCUCUUACAGAGGAAAGUCUGCACAGGCGAAACAUAGUGCACUUUGGGCCUACAACUCUUCGAUCUACUUUGGCCUAUGGGAUGUUAAGGCUUUGUAGUCCUCAAUUAACUGAUAUCAUCGUUGAUCCAAUGUGUGGAACAGGAGCAAUACCAAUCGAGGGAGCUUUGGAAUUUACACAGUCUUACUUUCUUGGUGGAGACAACAAUGUACUGGCAGUGAACAGAUCCAUUAAUAAUAUCAACUCCUUGCAGAAGAAGAGACUUGAUAAAGGAAGAACUAACUGUGGCUUGCCUUUGGAUGUUGUACAGUGGGAUAUCUGUAACCUGCCACUCAAGACCAGUUCUGUGGAUAUAAUUAUAUCAGAUAUGCCUUUUGGAAAGAGGAUAGGUUCAAAGAGGAAAAACUGGGACCUGUAUCCAGCCUGUCUGAAGGAAAUGGGGCGAGUGUGCAGACCUGAGACUGGGAGAGCUGCUCUCCUAACACAAGACAAGAAAUGCUUUGUGAAGGCCAUGUCAAGAAUGGGUUACCUCUGGAGGAAGUCUCAUACUGUCUGGGUGAAUGUUGGUGGGCUGCAUGCUGCUGUCUACCUGUUGAAACGCACCAGUCUUUCCUUUAAUGAGUUAUUUAAGACACCUCAAGAAUCUGAUUGCAAUAAGGAUAUUCCAUGUAAAACAGGGGCAGUAGAAUAAGAGGAGAAGGAAAUGUACAGUCCCAGGGAAUAAACAUGAGCCUUGUUGGUAAGA
Pristis pectinata (smalltooth sawfish) is the source of this 1759-nucleotide messenger RNA. RefSeq names its product THUMP domain containing 3 (gene thumpd3). Gene Ontology annotation, molecular function: RNA binding; tRNA (guanine) methyltransferase activity. NCBI's taxonomy places the organism in Eukaryota, Metazoa, Chordata, Chondrichthyes, Rhinopristiformes, Pristidae. The record is from RefSeq and is a predicted model, not a curated record. The transcript has 10 exons. Bases 125 to 1705 code for a protein of 526 amino acids. Gene Ontology annotation, biological process: tRNA methylation.